Molecule: messenger RNA, 1335 nt
Organism: Trichobilharzia regenti
Lineage: Eukaryota; Metazoa; Platyhelminthes; Trematoda; Strigeidida; Schistosomatidae
Source: the annotation of a GenBank genome assembly
AUGUCUGAAAUGACAAGCAAAGCUAUCUGCUUGUUUCUAACCAAUAUUUUGAGAGAGUGCAAUCAUAGAAUGAUAAAAAUAUCAAUACUUCUUCUGCUCCUACUUAAUUUCGAGCUUGUUAUUCCACAAGUUAUACCAGGUGCAGAAAAUGUAGACAUAACAACUGAUACGACAUUCAUGACUUCUUCUGAAUUAGACAGCUCCACAGCAUUUGAAACCAGUGAAACUGAAGAAAGGCUUUCUACAACAGAAGAAUUCAUAUCUACGACAAACGAUCCUGAAACCAGCGCAGAACAAACCAGUGAGAUGACUACAAUCUCCAAUGAAGUCACAAGCGAGGAAGCGACAACUAAUGAGACCGAUGGCACUGCUACAGAUUCAUCAACAGAUGAAACGCCCAAUGCUGAUUCCUCUACCAAUCAAGAAUCCAGUGUCGAACAAACCAGUGAGAUGACUACAAUCUCCAAUGAAGUCACAAGCGAGGAAGCGACAACUAAUGAGACCGAUGGCACUGCUACAGAUUCAUCAACAGAUGAAACGCCCAAUGCUGAUUCCUCUACCAAUCAAGUUCAAAUGGGCAUCAUUGUGUUGAUAAUAUUCGUUACCAUCUUAACUCUGAUAGCUGUCGCUUCAAUUAUAUACCAUGUAUUACGAAAAGAUAAGCCUGAAAAUGUAACUGUCAUUCAGGUUUGGUAAUCAUUGGGCUAGUAUGAUUAUCUCCGAUGAUUCUCGGUAGUUUUUACAGUGUGAAGAAAUAAAUGAUUGAAAUAUUACAACAAUCAAUACCAUAUGUAGAGAAUUUACAUAAUUUUUUAUUUUAUAAACUCAGUGGAAUCAGAGUUUACUGAGUCUAUUCAAACUGUACUCUUUUGUCUGUAUUUCUUACAAGAAUCCUAAUUUUGCUAUGAGAACUAAAAUUGGUUAUAUUAAUUAAUUAAUUCAAUAAACUCAAUAUGUAUUUUAAGAGAUGACAAGUUGUCUUUGCUUAUGAGAAAAGAGACACAGAUUCUUUCCAUUUGAAAUGUCCAUCAAAUUACAGGAGGGUGAAUUUAAAACUUAUUAACCAGAACAGAGAUUUUCUGAGAUUGAAAAGUCAUGAAUGCGGUUCAUUUAUCCUGCGGUUUCGGUUUGCAGUGCAAAAUUAAGGCGUUAAAUUAGUAUUAGGAGAAUAUGUGAUCAGCUGUCAUACUCCGGUUUUAUUUAUUUAUUUUUCAUAUACACUCCAACGUAUUUUCAUAAUUAUGUACUUGAGUCUUUUUCUUCAUGUUCGGCAUGAAUCAAAUCUGUAAUUUUCUUAAGAAUUUUGAUUACCAUAACAGGCAGCUGGCUGGUAGC